GUCGUAUCGUCGAUGAUAUGUACUUUCACUUUUAAACAGCAAGUCGUUGGAGCAAGUAUCCGCCUUACUUGAAACGUAUAAGCUGCUAAAAUGGAAGAAGGACAGCGAAAACAACGUGACGAGUCAGAAGAAGUGGGAUCGUCUUCUCUGGCUUCGCUCCCAGCACCCAAGACGGAUGUUGUGUACAGAUUGCGUGAUAUAAAACGAAGUCUGGUUGAAGAGUGGACUAAGACUUUUGAAGGAUACGAUAAUAUACAGGUUUCACAAGGUGAUAUUUUUGAAGGAGCUCCAAGUGCUGAUGCCAUUGUGUCUCCUGCCAACAGUUUUGGAUUUAUGGAUGGUGGUAUUGAUGGUGUGUAUAGUGCUCACUUUGGAUGGCAAAUGCAAAAGCGACUACAGAAAGUAAUCAGAGAAGAAAAGGAUGGUGAGAUUCUUGUGGGCGAUACCGUUAUUAUCCCAACAUUUGAAGGUGGUGCUAAAGAAGACAGUAUGGAUUGGUCAGCUUUUAAUGGUGGUAAACCAAUCAAAUAUCUGAUAUCAGCGCCAACAAUGAGAGUGCCAGAAGUAGUAGCUAAAACACCGAACGCAUUUCUUGCAUUCCGUGCAGUAAUAUUGGCAGUUCAGAAACAUAAUGCCAAUUUAAAAGAAGGGGAUAUUCCAAUAAAAAGUGUGAUAUCACCGGGAUUGGGAACAUCCGUUGGAAAGAUGCCCUCGGAUAAAUGUGCUGCACAGAUGAAGUUAGCUUAUGAUAUGUUUGAACUUGGUUUACAUCGAGAGUUUUAUGAACCUGAACAUCUUACCACAGUCUGGGAACAUCACUAUGUUAUGUGUGAGGAGGCGACACUUUGACCAAUAGUAACCUUGGUAAAGUACCAUUUGAUGUAACAUCGUAUUUUUAACAGGACUACCGGUACCACUAGCUGACUAUAAUAUCUUAUAAGAUUCGUAGAAGAAUACGUUGUAAAGGAUAGAUCCACAUCACUGUAGUUAUCUUCAAGUUAUAUCCUGCUUGCAUUCAGUUUUUCAAAAAAACCUCAAAAAUGUUUGCCAAAAAUAUUCACUGACAUUAGAGAAUUGACGUGUUGUCACGAAAUAAACAAAUCUGAGAGGUCCACUCUGAAAUAGCAACAUGUGUACAUAUACAAUAUCAAGGCAAUUUGGCUAGCUGUUCUCAAUUCAUUUUAUACCAAAAAUAUUCACUACAAUUAGACUUUGUCAACAGCAAAGCUAAAAGUCUCUCAAAUUCUCUUCCUGAUGUUUUUAGGACUGCUGUCAC
Molecule: messenger RNA, 1276 nt
Organism: Saccoglossus kowalevskii
Lineage: Eukaryota; Metazoa; Hemichordata; Enteropneusta; Harrimaniidae
Source: RefSeq, a predicted model, not a curated record